Molecule: messenger RNA, 892 nt
Organism: Pterocles gutturalis (yellow-throated sandgrouse)
Lineage: Eukaryota; Metazoa; Chordata; Aves; Pterocliformes; Pteroclidae
Product: chromosome unknown open reading frame, human C10orf88
Exons: 5
Source: RefSeq, a predicted model, not a curated record
UGAAACUGAGAAGGUUACUUUAUACAAAAAGUACCUUGAGUUCGAAUGUCCUGCAGCCUCCUGUAAAAUUAAGUUGGUUUCCAUUGGCUCAAGCAUAGAUCUAGACAGAGUGCAAAGUAUAAUGGAAUCUAUGGGGUCUAAGUUGUCUCCAGGUGCUCAGCAACUCAUGGACAUGGUCCGAUGUCAGCAGAAAAACAGUUUACCUCUUGGAGACAAACUUAAUUGGAUCUUUGGGAAGAAUUCUGAAUUUGGAGAUGACCAUGCAGUAGAUGAAUUGCGCAGUGCAGCUAUUCAGACAUCACUAGAUCAACCUGCCAGCGAACCUUUGGCUCUUAAAAAUCAUUUAACAAGUGAAACAGUAAACGAAGACUUAGAAAUAAGUCACGGUCUGAACACACAAAUACCUGAAAGCGGGAAUACUUCUGAUUCCGAAAGACUUACUACCCCGCAAAAUACGGUUAACCUUGGAAAUGGUUUUAAAGUCAUGAGAUCAUUGCAUAUGCAGGAACAAGCGCGUGAAACCCCAAAUGUAGCUAACCUACAGGUGCUUUUUCCUUUUCUUCAAAACUUAUGUAGUCAGGUGAAUCAUCUUCGGCUGAAAGAUGGUGAUAAGCGUUUUGGUAAAAAUGCAGUGACUAAAGAGGAAGGCAUUCAGUGUGAUGGAGUAGAACAACAGCCUGUUUGCUCGUAUUUGGAAAAGAUCAUCUCAAAAAAUAUGGAUCUGAUGGAGAAAAAACUAAUGGACUAUAUUGAUCACCAAAUCCGUGCUCUUCAGACACAUAUAGAUGAUAAAAUGGUUCUCUUAAUGGACUUGGUUCAGAACUCAAAGCCACACACAAUGUCACAAAUGCGCUGUGAUUCUAACGAGGGGUUUUCUAAUGGAGAGAGAUAG